AUGGACGCUACCUUCGAACUGGUCCGAGGAGGAGUACCGCGGCUUGGGCUUCGUGUGAAGCUUCUGUCUCGAUAUCGACGAUCGCCACGACCUCUGCUCAAGCUUCUGCUGCGGGUUCUAUUGCGUGGAGGGGGAGAUCUGCUUCCAUCCCGAUGCCCAUUCCGCCUUGGUGACAUACCGGGGCUUGCAUCUCUCAAGCGGGCCCGGGAUCGCGAGGCAUCUGAAUGGCGGGAUCGCAACGAAGGAGACCUCCGCCGCGAAUGCGAGCGAACAGGUGUAUGCGACCUACGACGACCACGGGAGUGUGCUGGAGAAGGAGAUCGGGACCGGGAGGGCGAUCGAGAACGCAUCGCGGCUAUGGGCGAGCUAGAAACUGCAAAGCUUCACUCCAAAAACACACACAGAGAGGGAGACCAAGAGCAAAAUAACAAUAACAGCUAA
Molecule: messenger RNA, 441 nt
Organism: Histoplasma mississippiense
Lineage: Eukaryota; Fungi; Ascomycota; Eurotiomycetes; Onygenales; Ajellomycetaceae
Exons: 1
Coding region: 1-441 (146 amino acids)
Source: RefSeq, a predicted model, not a curated record